Phanerochaete carnosa HHB-10118-sp is the source of this 1935-nucleotide messenger RNA. RefSeq lists its product as uncharacterized. The transcript has a single exon. Lineage: Eukaryota; Fungi; Basidiomycota; Agaricomycetes; Polyporales; Phanerochaetaceae. Bases 1099 to 1359 code for a protein of 86 amino acids. The record is from RefSeq and is a predicted model, not a curated record.
CGAUUUCACCAGCUAAAGAUGCUUCUUAGUGUAAACGAGGCUCUGAUGCUCGGCACUGUUGGCACUGCUGAGCAGCGCCAUGCAGCCGCCGCCGCCGCCUCCGCCGCUCAACAAGCUGCUCCAGCCCCCUCAUACUGAUCGCUAUCUUUGUGGGUCGGUUUUGGAAAAGCUCCCCGAGCAUCUCAAAAUCAUGGACGCUUCACGCAUUGGAUUGAUGACUAUUCAUGAUGGUUUCCCUGCCGGCGCAGGUGGUGCAUUUUCAAUGGACAAUAUUAUCCCGCAAUAUCCACUAUUCCCCACCCAUCCAAUAUCUCAGCAUUUUUAUUGUCAUAUUACACGCAUUGGCCGCUUUCACCUCACCAUGUUCUGCUAUCUCGCUUUCUUCAUGCCUUCCUCUUCUUUGAGGCGGCGCUCACAAGACCACUAGCCUUAUGCAUCGCGUCAGCGACGCACCGACAUUCGUCACGUCCACGGUCUCCAAUCAGCUCGCGGCCGAGCCGCGCAAGUCGAGGACCAUGGCGACGAGUAGCUAUGAAGAUGACUACCGACAUCGAGGACUGAGCCGGACUGUGGAUGGACACCGACGCAAGACCACGAGGACAUGCUUGAGGCGCAACAUUUGCGCCUCGCUGCCUCGCGCGCACUUUCUUGCACUCACGUCAAUAUCGGCGUGAUGUGUCCAUUUCCGGUCAACGUCUCUUCCCCGACCUCCGUCUCGUCAUCCAGCGCCCUGCAGCUGACGGCGAACGACCACUUAGAUGUGGUUUCGUGCCUCGCUGCCCCCAGGACGCUCGCCGAUACACAGGCGACAUACUCUCUUCCGCCGGCCCUCGAAGCCUCUUGCCCGCCUUUGCGACGCCACUUUUGACGAAAUCACGCACCCGACACCUCGGAUGAAGGCUUCUUCGUGGAUCCCCCUCCGUGAGCACCGCCUCGGUGCCUCAUGUCUGCCACACGCGCCGCCGCGGCCUUCGGCGCCCGAUCGCCGCCACAGGUCGCCUCCGCUAUUCGUCUGGCAUGACACGCGCACAUCAUUUCGAUGAGUCCCGCAAGGCCCCCAGUCUCUUUCAAGCCUUGCGAUGCUCGACCAGGCUAGCCAUGUAUAGCAAGCUCCCCCAGCCAGGGAAGACCGGCUUCGUCUCUGUUCGCCGACUCUCCACUUUCGACCCCGACUCGCCCUGCUGCCCUGUCUGCCCUCCUGACGACCCACCGGUGCCUCCUUCGCCACCACGCCCCGUCCUCGCUCUCGGCUCUCGUCUCGUGCCUCCAUCCUCCGUGGCCCUGGCUGUGCGCGUGCUAGUUCACGCCUGCCGGUGCGUCUGCCGAGGUUCUGGAGUGCGAGUACCGGUCGAGUCCUGAGUGUGACGGUGUGCGUCGGCGGCGCAAGUCGUAGGCUAUGGUGAGUGCCAGCCGGACUCGGACCUGCUUGCGGGUCCCUGUCUACUGCGCGCGGUACGUCUUCGAGGCGUAGACUGUGGCCGGCUAACUGAGUCUGCGGCUAUCGAUCGUGAGUCGAGUACCACGGCGCGACCCUGCAGUAGACGAUGCCCUGGACCGUCAUCAUUUCCCUGCCCCUCCGCCCCCGACGCUGCUAUCCCCUCGGUCGACUCGUCACAUAUUGUAACUCGCAUACAUCCACGCUCUGUAGCACAUAGCACUAUUGUUCCACUAUUCUCAUGACGCAUGACAUGCAUCUAGUCUCACGGCUCGCUCUGGAGCUGCCCGCACAUACUCACUAUAACUACUACUACCUCGUGUCUAGACGUCUGGAUUGUCCUUUCCUGUGGCCUUCGCCAGUAGACUGCAUAGAUAGGUGAUUCGUGAUGUUCUUCGGUAGUUGUUGACGACCCCCGCAAUGACACAUAGUAUGUACUGGAAUUGUCGACUUGUGAUGACGUGGAUUGUGUUUUGAGUGAGUACGCUUUGGAAUCAACU